Messenger RNA from Strongylocentrotus purpuratus (purple sea urchin), 2569 nucleotides. RefSeq names its product protein SFI1 homolog (gene sfi1). The record is from RefSeq and is a predicted model, not a curated record. Gene Ontology annotation, molecular function: phosphatase binding. Lineage: Eukaryota; Metazoa; Echinodermata; Echinoidea; Camarodonta; Strongylocentrotidae. The transcript has 21 exons. The coding region runs from base 83 to 2569 and encodes 828 amino acids.
GUUUAUACAAUGCCAAUAAUAUUGGCAACAUUAAUUUCGCCGCUCGGAUAAUAUACCGCGAAAGGUGUAGUGGGCAUUCAAAAUGGCCCAGAAGCGUAACUCCAAGACGAAACUACCCAACCUGUCUCUGGCCGAAGCCCAUCGUAAAGCUGACCAGUACUCUCUGAGUGAUCUGCACCAUCAGACCAAUGCUGCAGCCAAGCAGGCCAUUCUCCAUGAACUCCACUCAUCGAUGCAGCUCCGAGCAGAGAGGAUACGUCUUCACCAGAAAGGUUCCUCCGACACUCGUUACGAUGGUGACGAACGUCUCAGAGGAGGAGCUGCUGGAAGGGAGCCCAUGACUCGAGCCCCCUUUGGAUAUCAAACAAAACAUGUAACUUUUCAUGAGGCACACCUAGAGCCAAGGGCACAGUCCCGAAUCCCUAUUCCAGUUCAUCCUGACCCUAGCCAAAGGUUAAGGGGUCACCAGGUCAAUGGUGUUCAGGGUCAGGCUGGUAGAGGCAGGACCAGACCAAAUGUAAGAAGAGGAGGGGAUGGUGACGGUAGGCAUGGAGAGAAAGCUGUUCCAGUGACCUACGAGUAUACAUGGGGACAAAGAGGAAGACUGAAUGAACUUAGAAUCAGGUUUCUAGCAAGGAAGUAUUUCAAGCUGUGGAGGAGUAAUGCUUGCACUGGUAUCAGGCCUUCUGUGAUUAGGGAGCAUUACAAUUCUCGGUUGCUGCGGAAGAUGUUUGAUGAGUGGAGAGAGUUCUGGUGGACGCAACGCCGAGAAUGGACACUAAUGAUAAGAGCAGAGUAUCAUCACAGAUACAAGAUUUACCAGCAUGUGUGGAUGUCCUGGAGAAAUUUUGUUGUUAGAGAGAAAGUGAAGAAUGCCAAGAAAGAAAUCUCAACUACCCAUGCCUCAAAUUUACUGCUUAACAAGGCUCUAACGGCAUGGAAGCAGUAUGUAACACAGAGAAGAGCAAAGGCAAUAUUAAAGCAAAGAGCCAAGAAGUUUCACCAGGCACGCGCUCUUCAGUUGUGUUGGAAUGAAUGGAAAGCUGCUAUGUACCAGCGUAGAGAGGAGGGAGAAGCCGAGGUGUUUGCUUUGCAGUACUGGGCAGAGAGUGUCACACAGAGGGCAUGGAAUGCAUGGAAGAGAAGAUGGACUGAGAGGCAGGAGAUGAAGAAGAAUGAGAGGCUUGCUGAGCACCAUCAUGAGAAGAAACUGGUAUCCCGGUGUUACUACCAAGGCUUUCUAACGUACACUCAUCACAGGAAGAAGAAAAAAAGGAUCAAUGCACAAGCUUGCGAGGUGUAUUCAGACAGACUCUUGACCCAUGCCUGGCAGCACUGGAACCAGAGGUGGUUUACGCGUCGAUCCCUGGCACAGCGCCAGGAACAGGUGGACCAUCUUGGAAAUAGAUCCAGGAUGAGGAGGGUUCUUACCCACUGGAGAUUCUAUAUUCAUCUAGUUCAUGUUGACAGGAGUAAAGAAUACAUAGCAAGGACACAUCACAACACACAGCUCAAGAAACUAGGCGUACUGAUGUUGAGGCUUGCUGUGGCACAGAGAAAGGUGAAAGGGAGAAGAACAGAGCAAGCUAUAGAGCUACAUCAACAGAUGUUGGUGAAACGUUGUUGGAAUCAGUGGAUCUUACAGUGUGAACACAGAGAGGAGCUUAGACUCUUCUCAGCUACAAGGAAAGCAAGAAAAAUGCACAGGAAACGCCUUCUCAACUCAGUGGUCCAUCAAUGGUGCAAUUACACAGUGUGGAGAAGGCAUCGCAAGGAGCAAUAUGCGAGGGCAGAUGAUUAUUAUGCCAGAAGAAAUUUGCUCCCUAAAUGCAUCCAGAGACUGAGACACAAUGCUGAGCUGGAGAAGAGGAAGAGCGCACUCCAAGCACAAGCAGCUGAAUUCUACAGGGAAGGUCAGCUGGGAAGGUGCUUCUAUCGUUGGUGUCAUUCCUUUCAGUUGAGUCAAGACAUCAGGAUGAUGGAGAGAAUGGCUUUCCUACACCAUGAGAGCAUACUGAGUAAGAGGUUCUUCACAGAAUGGAGGGAGAGGACAAGGUCUAAACUGAAGGAGUCAGAAAAGAUGUAUCGAGCCAUGGACCAUCAUCACCUAUCCCUGUGUACUAAAGCUCUCAGCAGGUGGAUUGAAUUCACUGGAGAAGCCAGACAGAGGAGUGAAUUUGAGAGGAUAGCUGCCCAGCAUGAUUAUAGACAAAGAGCCAGAAGGACAUGGGACAAAUGGAGAGAGUAUGUUUCACAUCGUAGAUGCAAGGCAGUAAAGAAGAGCAGAGCUGACCUGUAUCAUCACAGAAAACAGAUGAGAAAGGUCUUUACUGCGUGGAAGCAACACUGUCAACAGAUGCAUGGUGUCUAUAAAGUUGUAGCAGUCAAGGAGUCAGCUGUUAAUCUUAGGAGGCUCAAGCAUGCAUUUUCUGACUGGAGGGUUUGUGUCGAGACAGCCAAUGAGGAGAGAUCAUUGGAGAGGAUAGCAGUCCAUCAUAGGAAUACAAUGAUACUCAGCAAGGUUUAUUAUAAGAGCUUGGCACACCAAUGCUCAGCAGCAUGCUGCUAA